Messenger RNA from Trichoderma asperellum CBS 433.97, 756 nucleotides. RefSeq lists its product as uncharacterized. The record is from RefSeq and is a predicted model, not a curated record. Lineage: Eukaryota; Fungi; Ascomycota; Sordariomycetes; Hypocreales; Hypocreaceae.
AUGCCUGCUCUGCCAUCUUUUCCACGGCGGCUGAUUGGUGAGCUUACCAAUACCCCAGCCCUUGCCGCCUCUUCGUCGCUUCCAACAAGAGCCAUCGAUGGCGACGCCGCCACCCUCGUCGCUCGCCAGCAAGAGACGCCUACCUUCGUCGUCAUCCCCGAGACGUACAAUGCGACUCACAGCUCCCUCUCAACCGGCGCCAUCGUCGGCGUCGUUAUCGGCUCCGCCGCCGGCUUCAUCCUGCUGCUGAUGAUCUUGUACACCAUUCUCGGCUUCGGCCCGUUCUCCGGCCUCUUCCGCACCAAGGAAGUGGUCGAGACCAAAUCAUACGUCUCACGCAGUAUGCUGAGUUCGGCACGCCCAAAGACCAAGAAACCCAGGAGGAAAGUGCCCACCAUGCGUGCCGCCGAUAUCCUGUCGAUCCGACGAGAGCGCACGACAAGGACGACCAAGCGCAGGACUGAGAGGAGAGGGAAAGCACCCGAAAUAGUUGAGCCCAUGAGAAGAAAGAGGGAGCCGUCGCCACUAACCACCAUCACUUCUUCAUCCUCUGGCGCGCCCGGCCGAGCACCGAGGGACCACCUGCCCUCCGACUACGACGAGGAAAACGAAGUGGUGGUCAUUGAGGAAACUACGCCGUCUUCAAGACGGCAUAGCCGUAAAGCUGGUCCUUCCAGGGACACGGGCAAGGGGAGACGAUCAAGCAGCCGGAGGUCUGGCUACAGUGAAGACGAUGACAGGAGAUACCGCCGCUAA